AUGUCACAAAACCUUGCUGGGACCGAAUACACCAUCUAUCGUUCCGGCGAUGGCAACGGCGGCUUCACUCCAACGUUGGUCAAGAUACCCAAUCUCGGUCCCCAUGAUAUCCUGGUGCGCAUCACACACAGUGGUGUCUGCCAUACAGACAUCGUGUUCUGUCAGAUGGGAGCUCCGAUAGCCCUCGGUCAUGAAGGUGUCGGUAUCGUUGAAGCAGUUGGAUCUCUCGUCACCCAAUUUAAGAUUGGUGAUCGUGCUGGUGGUGGCUUCCAUCGAGACGCAUGUGGUCACUGCAAGUAUUGCUUAUCUGGCAAAGAUAUCCAUUGCUACAAUCGUGUCAUCUUCGGCGAAGGAGACUUCGACAAUGGUACCUUUGGCUCUUACUACCUCGGCAAGGAGACCUUCCUACACAGGAUUCCCUAUGGUCUUGCUAGUGAGCACGCCGCUCCUCUUCAAUGUGCCGGUGCGACUGUCUACGCUGCCUUGAAGGCUACCGUCACCCCAGAGAAGAGGGUCGGUAUUCUGGGUAUCGGUGGAUUGGGGCAUCUGGCCAUCCAAUAUGCAAACAAAAUGGGUGCGGAUGUUGUCAUCUACAGUACAAGCGCCAGCAAGGAAGCUGAGGCGCGAGAGCUCGGUGCCCAGGAGUUUCACUUGACCGAGAAAAUGUUCGACGAGGUCAAGCAACCAAUUGAUGUUCUGGUAGUCUGUGGGACCAAGUACCCUGACUGGGACCGAGUCAUGACAAAAGAAUUCUUGGGUAGGGAUGGAGUCAUCGUUCCAUUAGCUGCACCUGUCAAUGGGCCAUUGAGCCUACCUGCUGGAGCCAUGUUCUUCCAGAGCUACCAUGUCUUUUCAAGCCUAGUCGGCUCCCGCAAUGUUCAUGAUGAAAUGCUCGAAUUCUCAAGCCGUCAUGGUAUUAAGCCUAUGGUUCAAAUCUUCAAGCAUGAGGGGGCUGAGAGUAUCAAGAAGGUUUUUGAGUUGGUUGAACAGAACAAGAUGCGGUAUAGAGCUGUGCUGGAGAUGUAG
Molecule: messenger RNA, 1026 nt
Organism: Fusarium coffeatum
Lineage: Eukaryota; Fungi; Ascomycota; Sordariomycetes; Hypocreales; Nectriaceae
Exons: 3
Coding region: 1-1026 (341 amino acids)
Molecular function (GO): zinc ion binding; oxidoreductase activity, acting on the CH-OH group of donors, NAD or NADP as acceptor
Source: RefSeq, a predicted model, not a curated record